Molecule: messenger RNA, 1801 nt
Organism: Cygnus atratus (black swan)
Lineage: Eukaryota; Metazoa; Chordata; Aves; Anseriformes; Anatidae
Gene: TBP
Product: TATA-box binding protein
Exons: 8
Coding region: 306-1214 (302 amino acids)
Biological process (GO): DNA-templated transcription initiation
Molecular function (GO): DNA binding; RNA polymerase II general transcription initiation factor activity
Source: RefSeq, a predicted model, not a curated record
GCACCCAACAUGGCGGCGGCGGAGGCGGCGCGGAGGAAGUGUCGCGGUCGGGGCGCGCCGGGCGCGGGGCGCAGCUUGGCUCCCGCCGGGGCUGGGCGGCGGCGGCGGGCGCGGCAGGUUCUGUUUAGUAUUUCAGACUCGCAACACGCAUUUCUCUGGAGCUGAUGUUUUCCUAACGUUUUCAGCUUGGCUAAAAAGCUGCUUUGCUGGAAUGCUUUAAAGGGUUAGAAACCUUUUCGGUUUGAAUUCAAUUUCAGUUAAUUGAGGGAAAUAUUUCUGAUCUUACCAAAGAAAUAACUGGAAACAUGGAUCAGAACAACAGCUUGCCACCCUACGCUCAAGGCUUAGCCUCUCCUCAGGGUGCAAUGACUCCCGGGAUUCCAAUUUUUAGCCCAAUGAUGCCAUAUGGCACAGGACUGACACCGCAGCCUGUCCAAAGCACCAACAGCCUGUCCAUCCUAGAAGAACAGCAGCGACAGCAGCAGCAGCAGCAAGCAGCACAGCAGUCUACAUCACAGCAAGCGACGCAGGGAACAUCUGGUCAAACCCCCCAGCUCUUCCACUCACAGACUCUUACCACAGCCCCCCUACCGGGAACCACGCCUCUGUACCCCUCUCCAAUGACUCCGAUGACUCCCAUAACUCCUGCGACACCAGCAUCUGAGAGCUCUGGGAUAGUGCCACAGCUACAGAAUAUUGUGUCCACGGUGAAUCUUGGCUGCAAGCUUGACCUAAAAACCAUUGCGCUUCGUGCCCGAAAUGCUGAAUAUAAUCCCAAGCGUUUUGCUGCUGUGAUCAUGAGAAUAAGAGAACCACGUACUACUGCGCUUAUAUUCAGCUCUGGAAAAAUGGUGUGCACAGGAGCAAAAAGUGAAGAACAAUCCAGACUGGCAGCAAGGAAGUAUGCAAGAGUUGUUCAGAAACUGGGUUUUCCUGCAAAAUUUUUGGAUUUUAAAAUUCAGAACAUGGUGGGCAGCUGUGAUGUGAAAUUUCCUAUCAGAUUAGAAGGACUGGUACUCACACACCAGCAGUUCAGCAGCUAUGAGCCAGAAUUGUUUCCUGGCUUAAUCUACAGAAUGAUCAAGCCGAGAAUUGUUCUGCUUAUUUUUGUUUCUGGAAAAGUGGUUUUAACUGGCGCUAAAGUUCGAGCAGAAAUCUAUGAAGCAUUUGAAAACAUCUAUCCUAUUUUAAAGGGUUUCAGAAAGACAACGUAACAGUUUCUACAAGUUUCAGAGAAAUCGGGGGUACAUUUUAAAAGGCAUUGAAUAUGGCACAGCAGUAACGAGAUGGACUUCCGUGAAACUGCAACACCAGGACUUGGACUAUUUCCCAGUUAGUGCCUACUUCCCUGAUGCUCACGGGGAAUUAUAUUGAUUACGUCUACUGAGUUACUGUGAGUUGCUUUACUGGGCUGUUCCUGGAGCAGUCUCUUCAAGUUUUAUUUAUAUUCUAGCUUUUAAAUAGUUUUAAUGCCAGUUCUAUUAAUAGAAAAUCCAUAAAUUGGUUUAAAAGACAACUGCAACUGUGUCACUCAGUGUAUAAACCACUUAAGUUGCCAUGUAUAUAUGUUUUAAUUUCCUUCCAUAAGACCAUGGUUUUUAUAAUUUUUAAGAACUUAAGCUUUUAAAUUUUUUCAAUUUUAAUUUUUUUGUGCCAGACACAUUCCCUCUUUCCAGUAUUAAGCAAGACAGAAUAAAUUUAUUAAUGAAAAUGGCUCACUGUACAUAUAUAUAUAAUAUAUAUAUUCCUCCUCUUUCCUCCUUCAGCUCCACAUGUACAAUAAACCCUGUUUAUACAAUUA